Molecule: messenger RNA, 712 nt
Organism: Penicilliopsis zonata CBS 506.65
Lineage: Eukaryota; Fungi; Ascomycota; Eurotiomycetes; Eurotiales; Aspergillaceae
Exons: 3
Coding region: 101-712 (203 amino acids)
Biological process (GO): mitochondrial translation
Cellular component (GO): ribosome; mitochondrial large ribosomal subunit
Molecular function (GO): structural constituent of ribosome
Source: RefSeq, a predicted model, not a curated record
CUAACACUUUUUGUACGCUUCAAGACGCAAGAAUCCUCACGCUGUUCUUCUUCAAUCGCCCUCGAUCUAUCCUGCUUUGAUCGGCAAGGGAACAGACAAAAUGGUCCGCCGGUUUUCAAAGUUCCCCAAGAAGCCCGCCGACUGGCUGCCUCCUACUGCUCCGCUGUCUAUGCGGAAGCAAGUAUUUCUACCUGAAUUCACGAUUGCUCUGAUCCGGACUCCCUUCCUAGCCCCGCGAUAUGCCUCGUUCUACGUCCCCCUCAACUUCAACAAACUUGACAUGCGCGACUACCUCAAGCGCUUAUACGGGGUGACGACCGUCAGCAUACGCAGCUUCGUCGAGCAGCAGAAGAUUACCCGGAUGCGCCCGCUGGGAAAAUUCGGUUACGGACGGUGGAGAAGGCCGCAGUCCAAGAAGAAGAUGACGGUUGAGAUGACAGAGCCGUUUGCAUGGCCAGAGGCACCGAAGGACAUGGCUGCAUGGGAGACGGAACAAUACUACAAGGCGAAGAAAUACCAGGACCACCUCCACGACCAGCAACGUCCCGAAGCAGCAAUGGAGGCCAACAAAGAGGACAGACAGGCCUUUGAGGAACAAGCAAAGGAGCUACAGGACGGCAAGCGCGUGUGGCGACCAACCUGGCAAGCUCUGGGGUUGAACUAUGACCGGACGGCCGUGAACAGGAGAAGCAAAGGAUCAGCUUCUUCGUAA